UCUCAUAACCCCACAGGUUUUACUUUUCCAACCUCAACGAAAAGGACGUGAAUUUGCGUUUCCGUUUCAGUGGCACUUUCCGAGGGAAAACUGGAAAACGAGCGGCCCAAACCAACGCGGACAACCGCAUUACAGAGCGAGAGAGAGGCUCUGUUCGGACCAGAUCUGGAGAUUUGAAGCGCUGUUUGGUUUAUGGGAACAAAUGGAGUGCAUAGACAAUUUGCCGGAGAUGGAUCUGAUGCGGUCGGAGAAGAUGGCCUUCGUUCAGCUCAUAAUCCCCGUCGAGUCCGCUCACCGGGCCGUCUCCUACCUUGGGGAACUCGGCCUUCUCCAAUUCCGAGAUUUAAAUGCUGAUAAAAGCCCUUUCCUGCGGACAUUUGUUAAUCAGGUAAAAAGAUGUGCAGAGAUGUCAAGAAAGCUACGAUUUUUCAAAGAUCAAAUUCAGAAAGCUGGUUUAUUGACUUCUAUUCAUCCUGCUACGCAACCGGACCAGGAGUUGGAGGAAUUAGAGGUACAACUUGCAGAGCAUGAACAUGAGUUGAUUGAAAUGAACAAUAACAGUGAGAAAUUGUGGCAAAUGUACAAUGAGCUUCUGGAGUUCAAGAUAGUGCUGCAGAAGGCAGGUGGUUUCCUUGGUUCAAGUAACAGCCAUGCAGCUGCAGAAGAAAUAGAGUUAGAUGAUCAUGUGUACUCCAAUGAUCACUAUGCAAAUACAGGAUCCUUUCUUGAGCUGGAGCGACCUGAGUCCACCAAUCAAUCUGGUGUAAGAUUUGUUAGUGGCAUUAUCAGUAAAUCAAAAGUUCUCAGGUUUGAGAGAAUGUUGUUUCGUGCUACUAGGGGCAACAUGUUUUUUAAUCAGGCACCAGCUGAUGAAAAAAUCUUGGAUCCUGCAUCAACUGAAAUGAUUGAGAAAAUUGUUUUUGUAGUGUUCUUCUCGGGGGAGCAGGCAAAAACAAAAAUAUUGAAAAUUUGUGAAGCGUUUGGUGCAAAUUGCUACCCUGUGCCUGAGGAUAUAACAAAACAGCGGCAGCUAACUCGAGAAGUUUUGUCACGUCUCUCCGAGUUGGAAGCCACCUUGGAUGCUGGAAGCCGUCACCAAAAUAAGGCCCUUACUUCCAUUGGGUUUCAGCUAACAAAAUGGUUGAACAUGGUUAGAAGGGAGAAAGCUGUGUAUGAUACAUUAAAUAUGCUGAAUUUUGAUGUCACAAAAAAAUGUCUUGUUGGGGAGGGGUGGUGCCCAGUAUUUGCUAGAACUCAGAUUAAGGAAUCAUUGCAACGAGCUACAUUUGAUAGCAAUUCACAAGUUGGUAUAAUAUUCCAUUCAAUGGAUACUGUGGAAUCACCUCCAACAUACUUCAGAACGAACCGUUUUACAAAUGCAUUUCAGGAAAUUGUUGAUGCAUACGGUGUUGCUAGAUAUCAGGAAGCCAAUCCUGCUGUUUAUACUGUUAUUACAUUUCCAUUCCUUUUUGCUGUGAUGUUUGGGGACUGGGGUCAUGGAAUAUGCUUGUUGUUGGGAGCCUUAGUGCUUAUAGCCCGUGAAAGUAAGCUUGGUUCACAGAAACUUGGCAGCUUUAUGGAGAUGCUAUUUGGUGGCCGCUAUGUACUCCUCUUGAUGUCACUUUUCUCCAUUUAUUGUGGUUUAAUUUACAACGAGUUCUUUUCUGUGCCUUAUCACAUUUUUGGGGGGUCAGCUUACAGAUGUCGAGAUGCUACAUGCAGUGAUGCGCACUCUGUUGGUCUAAUAAAAUUCCAAGACCCAUAUCCAUUUGGAGUUGAUCCCAGCUGGCGUGGAAGUCGUUCAGAACUUCCUUUCUUGAACUCUCUGAAAAUGAAGAUGUCUAUCUUGUUGGGUGUGGUUCAGAUGAACCUAGGAAUCAUAUUAAGUUAUUUCAAUGCUCGUUUCUUUGGGGACUCACUGGAUGUUAGGCAUCAGUUUGUGCCACAGAUGAUCUUUCUGAAUAGCCUUUUUGGUUAUCUAUCACUUCUCAUUGUUAUCAAGUGGUGCACUGGUUCACAAGCUGACCUUUAUCAUGUGAUGAUUUACAUGUUUUUGAGUCCUUUUGAGGAUCUUGGUGAGAAUCAGUUGUUCUGGGGCCAGACAGCACUUCAGAUCACAUUGUUGCUUUUGGCAGUCAUUGCAGUUCCAUGGAUGCUUUUUCCAAAACCUUUUAUUUUGAAGAAACUUCACUCAGAGAGAUUCCAGGGUCGUACAUAUGGCAUUCUUAGAAACUCUGAGGUGGAUCCGGAUGUAGAACCUGAUUCUGCACGACCACAUCAUGAAGAUUUUAAUUUUAGUGAGGUCUUUGUACAUCAAAUGAUACAUUCCAUUGAGUUUGUUCUUGGUGCUGUUUCCAAUACUGCCUCAUACCUUCGGCUUUGGGCUUUAAGCCUGGCCCAUUCUGAAUUAUCAACUGUUUUCUAUGAGAAGGUCCUCCUCCUGGCUUGGGGGUAUGACAAUAUCAUCAUCCGUUUGGUAGGACUCGCGGUUUUUGCCUUUGCCACGGCCUUCAUACUUCUAAUGAUGGAGACCCUCAGUGCUUUCCUUCAUGCCUUGCGUCUCCACUGGGUGGAAUUCCAAAACAAGUUCUAUCACGGAGACGGCUAUAAGUUCAGGCCCUUCUCCUUCUCCUCACUACCGGACGACGAGGAUUAGUUUCAGCUCAACUUCAUUUUGUAGUCAUAAAUUUUGUGAAGAUUCUCAAAGCCCAAAGAAAAGAACAACAAGUCUUUCCUACAAUUGCGGAAACCAAGAGUGGACAUUCUUUGAAUCCAACAUCUUUGGCUGGCAAGAGCCGGUGCUUCUGCUGACUGCUUCCUCGCAUCAACACCAUUCAGCCUGAUGAACUCAGGAAUGUAAAAUCCUAGCUCGGAUUAUUUUGGGUUUGUGGGUAAAAUCCUAGCUCAAAUUCUUUUGUUAUUUGGGUACAAAAAGGAUCCUGCUUUAAGAGCUUGGAAUUUUCCUUUCCUUUCCUUUCCUUUCCUUCUCUCUCUCUCAGCUCAAAGUGGGUUGAGAUUUGGUUGCUGUGAAGAGGGAGGGAAGCUCUCCUGGAGAGGCAGAUCCAUAGUGAUAUCACAUAGAUACACAAGCACAGGCUGGUGUGAAUUUUCGAUGAUAUAUAUAUCCUAUAUUUUUUGUGGGGCAGAGGUUUUUUUUUUUUUUGCUGUAACAAUGAGAUAAAAAUCCAUAGAGAGCUUUGCUCUAGUAGAGAUUCAUUAUUUUUUUUUGGGAUAAAAAUAGAGAUUCAUUAUUCUUAUUAUACAGAGUGACUUAAAGGUGAAUGAGCUUUUAUCUUA
This is a messenger RNA of Diospyros lotus (date-plum), 3297 nucleotides long. Its product is annotated as V-type proton ATPase subunit a1-like. The transcript has 18 exons. The record is from RefSeq and is a predicted model, not a curated record. Gene Ontology annotation, biological process: proton transmembrane transport; vacuolar acidification. Gene Ontology annotation, molecular function: proton-transporting ATPase activity, rotational mechanism; ATPase binding. NCBI's taxonomy places the organism in Eukaryota, Viridiplantae, Streptophyta, Magnoliopsida, Ericales, Ebenaceae. The coding region runs from base 203 to 2656 and encodes 817 amino acids. Gene Ontology annotation, cellular component: vacuolar proton-transporting V-type ATPase complex; vacuolar proton-transporting V-type ATPase, V0 domain.